Molecule: messenger RNA, 296 nt
Organism: Theobroma umbraticum
Lineage: Eukaryota; Viridiplantae; Streptophyta; Magnoliopsida; Malvales; Malvaceae
Product: putative defensin-like protein 184
Source: RefSeq, a predicted model, not a curated record
AUGGUGAAACUCUCUACAUUCCUGUUCUUGCUUGUCCUCCUUGUCUUCAUCCCUGAUGGAGAAAGAGUGCCAAAGGCAGAAGCAAAAGACUGCCACAAAGUGUGGAAUUGCAAAGGGGAAAAUCGUUGCUGGGAAGACUGUCGAAAUCGAUACAACGGGAUGGGCCUUUGUGAUUUGUACACUGCUCCUUCCGUUCCGAAGCAGUGCUUUUGUGCAUAUAAGUGUUGAUGUUACCAUAUUCUACAAUAAACAUCACCUUUUCAAUAAAUUUUUUUUAUAUAGUAUUUAAAUAAGUU